AUGACGCUCACGGAUUACGCGGCGUUUCUCCCGGCGAAUUUCACGCGCCUAUCCGCCGCGUAUCGAAGACCCUCGGGCGAUCUCGCGCUAUUCGCGGACGAUUCGAUCUACCUCGCGGAAUAUCCCAGCCUUAAGCUAAAAUCGGGUUGGCCGUGGAGAUAUCUCCACGAUAUCGGACUUCCCCGAAACGUUAAGAUCAACGCUGCGAUAAACACGCACACGGGACGAACCUACGCGAUCUACGACAAUGACAAAAUAGCGGAGAUCGAUGAGUGUCACAUGAUAGUCAUUAGACACGCUCCGUUAAAAGAUAUAUUUCCCGGAAUACCGCCCGCGAUAACGUCGGCCUUCCGAUAUAUCGAGGGCAAUCUGUAUUUCUUCGCCAAACGUUUGUUCUACGCCUUCAACGAAUUCACGAAUAUCGUAACUUCGGCGGGUCCUUUCGAUCUACACGCGCUCGGUAUCGAGUGUCCUACGGAUGGGCUGCUAAGACAAUUGCGCGAUCUCCUCAGUCGCGUCUAUCGUCUCGGCGACGCGAGAGAGAGAGGAUCGACGAUGAGGACGACUAGAGCGACUCUGCCGUCAUUUUUAAAAAAUAGAACAUAA
Formica exsecta is the source of this 606-nucleotide messenger RNA. RefSeq names its product matrix metalloproteinase-2-like. The transcript has a single exon. The record is from RefSeq and is a predicted model, not a curated record. Bases 1 to 606 code for a protein of 201 amino acids. NCBI's taxonomy places the organism in Eukaryota, Metazoa, Arthropoda, Insecta, Hymenoptera, Formicidae.